Daphnia pulex (common water flea) is the source of this 939-nucleotide messenger RNA. Its product is annotated as putative gustatory receptor 28b. The record is from RefSeq and is a predicted model, not a curated record. Gene Ontology annotation, cellular component: neuronal cell body; dendrite; axon. The transcript has 6 exons. Gene Ontology annotation, biological process: sensory perception of taste. NCBI's taxonomy places the organism in Eukaryota, Metazoa, Arthropoda, Branchiopoda, Diplostraca, Daphniidae. Bases 1 to 939 code for a protein of 312 amino acids.
AUGUUUUCCUACACUGCCCAAAUUUUGCUAUCCCGCUGGAUAGUUUUGAACUACCGGAAACUGCGGAACGCUGUCGAAGCCCUACAAGAAGUAGAGAGACUUUUCGGGGAGAAAUUUAUCGAGCAGCACCAGUGCUUUCUUGGGUAUCGAUUUGUUAUCGCUGUUACACUCAUCGUCACAACGGUUGUAUUUUCCUUCGUUGUGAUGGCAUCUCUCUUUCAAAAAUUCUUUACGGCGGAUAUGGACUUGUUGAUAACUGUGGUUUCAUACUUCAUGCUGUCACUGGUCAACGUAAUGAUUGAAUGCACAUUUUUGCUCAUUCACAUGUCUUAUUACGUCAUCAGUCACUACAUACAACUUUUAUUUCUAAACUCGGGCAAGAGCGAUGCUAACGGACUUCCCAUGACUUCCCGAAAAGGGGUUCGAUUCUUGUUGAAUGAGGUAUGCAGGGCGGAGAACCUAAAAGAAUUAAGACAAAACGCUCUAAUCUUUGAUUACCUAUGCCAAGCCUCAUCCGAACUGAACGACCUUUUCUCAGUCCCUGUUCUUUUCAUUUUAACUGUGAAAUUCGUCACCGUCGUCAGCGGUGCCUUCACCUAUAUUUACAGUUUUACUUAUUCAAAUCUCAUACUAGGAAAUGUAUUGUUUGUUUCUCCUUUCCUUUUUGUUUGCGACUGGAUCCGACUAUUGGUCAUUUUCGCUGCCGCUGACAUGCCCGUUAAUCAAGUUCGAAUUCUUCGGGAGCGAUUAUGUGCACGGUCUUAUUCUAGAUUUUCCAAAAUGCUGGCUGAAAAUGUUGCAGAGAUGACAAUCCUGAUGCAAAUGAAUGAAGAUCGCAUCCAAAUGUCGGCUGCAGGAGUGUUUAAAGUUGGAGUGCACCUUAUUCCGGCUUUGGUGGGUGCCGUAGUGACGUACAUGGUCAUACUCCUUCAGAAUUAG